Messenger RNA from Raphanus sativus (radish), 599 nucleotides. RefSeq names its product ubiquitin-like protein ATG12A. The record is from RefSeq and is a predicted model, not a curated record. Gene Ontology annotation, biological process: autophagosome assembly; nucleophagy; C-terminal protein lipidation. Gene Ontology annotation, cellular component: cytoplasm; Atg12-Atg5-Atg16 complex; phagophore assembly site membrane. The transcript is spliced from 6 exons. Lineage: Eukaryota; Viridiplantae; Streptophyta; Magnoliopsida; Brassicales; Brassicaceae. The coding region runs from base 85 to 369 and encodes 94 amino acids.
CCAACACAUAAUUGUCAAAAGCAGACGUAAACAAAAGAGUAACGUCUUCCUUCUUCAGCAAUCUCUCUCUCUCUCUCUUAAUCAAUGGCGACAGAGUCCCCGAGCUCUGUUCGUAAAGUUGUUAUACAUCUAAGAGCUACUGGAGGCGCUCCAAUACUCAAACAAUCUAAAUUCAAGAUUCCAGUAACUGAUAAAUUUGCUAAAGUGAUUGACUUUCUUAGAAGACAGCUUCAUUCUGACUCAUUGUUUGUCUAUGUGAACAGCGCUUUCUCGCCAAACCCUGAUGAAUCAGUAAACGAUCUGUACACUAACUUUGGCUUUGAUGGUAAACUGGUGGUUAACUAUGCCUUCUCAAUGGCAUGGGGCUAAAGCCAAGAACUACUACACUGUUCUCAUGUCACGGUUGUGCUAGAUGUUCUGGCUUUGUUGAAAAAUGGCUUCCAGUUGGAAGUUGCUGUACAUAAUCUAGCAUUGUAAUUGAUAUUUUUGUCACCCUAAAUACUUCAUGUACAUAAAAGACCAUAUGAAACUUCCAAAAAUACUAUUUUUUUCUUUUUGAAUGAAUGCUAAAUUUAUUCAAAAAAUGCCUUAUUUCAUCA